AUUAAAUUAAAGACUGUGCGACCUAUAGGGGUAAAAAUUCUCUAAAAAAGUGUGAAUUUUUUUCUAUUUUUGCAAUUGUGAGUUGAAAAUUGCCACCAUGUGGCACUACACUUCAAAACGAGAGAACUUCCUAUCAUAACCUCAAAUGUCUUAAAAGUUUACAUGUGACGCAGCGUUAACAUUAACCUUUUUCAUCAAGCUAUGUUGAGUACUUUUUUUUUACACAAUUAGUUAAAAGAAUUUUUUUGAUGAAAAAAUGAAUACUAUUCGAAUAGUGAUGUUGCCCGUGUUGAGAAGAGUGUUGUCACCUAGUAAUAAUCGAACUACAAAACAAUUUGUACAAAAUUCAAUUUUAGUAUCGCAAAUAAUCAAUGUACCUCAGAGAAUUUCUUGUUAUUAUUGCACUAAAUCAUCGACAAGCUUGCAAAGUCGAAUAGACAAAGAUUUACUUGCCCGUGAAAAGUUGGAAAAAUAUUUGGAAAAUCCUGAAAAUAAAAAACAAUAUCAAAUGAUUCAAUUAGAAAUAGAAGUCAUGCGACAAAACGGUGAGAGUGUACCAAGUCAUAUAAAAGACCGGCAAAUGUUAGAGCUCACUUUAUUAGAUUCUCGAAGUAAAAGAAAGAGAUAUUUAGACUUUUUAUUUGGCAUUGAGAAAAAAAAAGAAAAUCGGAAAAUGAAAAUUAAAGAAGCUGAGCUUCCACAGGAACAAAGUAAUAUACCGAAUUAUCUACAGUAUAAACUUGGAUGUAAUUCACCUUUUUUACGAUACCGUGAAACCAACAUAAAUAAACUUUAUAAUUGGAAUCUUAUGAAAGCUAUGAUGUAUGGUCAAAAAGUUAUUAUGGAUUGUGGCUUUGAAGAGAACAUGAAAAGAGCAGAAGUUAAAAAUUGUGCUAGACAAUUAAUGCUGGCCUUUGCUACAAAUCGUGUACAUCCGAAUCCUUUGGAUAUUACAUUUUGUAAUAUCAACAAAAAUGGUUUGUUAUAUGAAGAGUUGUUGAGUUAUAUACCAACCAUGAACGAUUCUAAUUUUCCAUUGACUGUAAGUGAACAAUCAUAUUUAGAUUUAUUUGAUCGUGACAAAUUAGUAUAUCUGACACCAGAUAGUAAUGAUACAUUGGAACGUUAUGAUUAUGAUUCGAUAUACAUUAUUGGUGCACUCGUUGAUAAGGUAUCUGGCCGAUCAGAUACAUUAGCUAAAGCUAAACGAGAACGUAUUCGUCACGCCAAAUUACCCAUUGAUAAAUAUCUACGUUUUGGUGCUGGUGCGAGAAAAAGUUUGACGUUAAAUCAAAUGAUAGCAAUACUUGCUGACAUACAACACACUCAAGAUUGGACUUAUGCAUUUAGACAUAUACCAAAAAGAAAAUUGUAUGAAUAUAAGUUGAAAGAUAUGGAAAAUCGGAUAAAGGAAUUUUGCGCUGAAAAUAAAUACACAUCGUUUUCAGUGUAUGGUAAAAAAGAAAUAAAUGAGUUUGACAUAAAAUCAAGAAAAAAAUUUAGAUAUAAAAAAUAAGUAUCACUGAUAGCAAAGACGUAAUAAUAACA
Molecule: messenger RNA, 1548 nt
Organism: Chelonus insularis
Lineage: Eukaryota; Metazoa; Arthropoda; Insecta; Hymenoptera; Braconidae
Gene: rswl
Product: roswell
Exons: 3
Coding region: 257-1516 (419 amino acids)
Biological process (GO): mitochondrial tRNA 5'-end processing; positive regulation of mitochondrial translation
Cellular component (GO): nucleus; mitochondrion; nucleoplasm
Molecular function (GO): tRNA binding
Source: RefSeq, a predicted model, not a curated record